AUGGAGUUCGUACUACGACUGCAGUUGUUCGCCUUGAUUUCAGCAACAGUCGGACUAUGUCUGGUCGGUGUCGAGGUAAAUAUAAUAUAAUAUCUGUAUCUAAUAAUAAUAUUAUAUCGCAUACGUUAAAUAUACAAUAUUAUUAAAAUAAUUAACAAAAGAUUAAAUUAUCCGUUUUUUGUAUUAUAGUAAGUUUUUUUUUUUUUUAUCUAAACCAUUUUCAAAAUCAUAGUUUUGCAAUUUUUUUUAAAAAAUAGCUCAUUUACACGAAAAGGUUUUCGACCCCUAUCUAGAUUCUUGAUAGUGCAAUGAGGAUAUAAUUUUCAAUUUUCCGAAAAUGGUUAGCUUAAUAAUUGUGGAAAACGUGUAGAAAAAAAAUGAACAUUUUUCGAUUUGUUGUUAUUCAUUUAAAAAUAAUCGUAGAGACAUUCUUAGAAUACUUACUUGUGUCGGGCUAUUCGAGAUAUAAUACAAUUUUUAUAUUUGAUAUUUUCUUCUUUUUUUUAUUUAGUGUUUUUAACAUUUUAUUGGCUCUCAGAAAUGAUUACAAAUUACACACAAGGUCCAUUAUAAGUUGUUCUUAGUGGUAACAAAUUGAGCGUUAGAAGUAGUUUGUUUUAUAAGUGUUUUAAGUUAAAAUGUUGACGACAAUUUAAAGAAGUUUUUUUAUAAUAAUGUUCCAUAAUACGAAUAAUAAUAUAUGAGUAUAAUUAUAAUAUAAGAGCUAUCUACUAUCUAAGGCCUCUAAUAUAUAUAAAUAGUUAAAGCCCGUGCUUUUUCUGUUUUUUUUUUUUAGAUAUACAUUAUAUUAUAAAUACUAUCAAAUUCCAACCCUUGUUUGAUCGUUUAUAAUUUUAGAAUAUUAUAAUUGUGUAUCAAGACACGUUUCGUCAAAUAAUUUCUUUUCGCAGUAAACGUUUCAACGCCAGUUAUCAUAAUGUUUACGUAAUUAUGCGAGGUGCCAUACCUCGACAAAUUUCACUGUGUCUACUGUCUGUAUAAUAUUAUUUCCUGUGGUAAAAAAAAUAAAAUAAAAUAAACUAUUAACCGCGAGGCAGAACAAAGUUUGAUUAAUCGAUGGCGUUUACCCAGUCGAUACAGAUUUUUCACGUGUAAAAAAAAAAAAAAUAAAUAUAACUGAGAUUUCCUAAAGCGUUCCCCACAUCUGACUAAACGUGUGUUCACUACACGCUGUUAAUGAUGGUACGCUUCACAAGUGUAUCUACCUAAUAUGGUAAUUUUAUGAUGUAAAACAUACAAAUUUACGUAUUUAAUCGUAUUAGGUUUAUAUAUCACCUUUAAUUUGAUAGCAGUUAUCAAAUUAAAGUAUUGAUCGCAUACAAAAUACUUACAUAUCAAAUAUAUUCUUCAUCGUCCCACUAUCAAAAUCGACGGUGACAGUGUUCCGCACUCGUAUUGAUAAGUUUACGUUACACCUUCAUACGUAAUUUGCGUUAUCUACUACAGUAUUGCGCUGAUGAAGAUAGGUAAUAGCCGCCAAAAAAAGUAUGUCAGUGCAGAUAAUUGAAAAACGCUAUUGUACGAGUAGUUACGAUUGUGAUUUAUUGCUAAGUCUCGUGUUGUAAUAAUAUCAAUGUGCGUAGGCCGUUCCGGCCUCCCGACAACAAAAUACAUUCGUGGAACUGGACGCGAAGCUAUUGGAUCGCAUCGAGCUAGCGAUCGAGGAGAUUGCGAGAAAUUCGACAAAAGAAUUCGUUGAACACGAAGUUCAAGCCAUGAUCGAUUUAUUCGUACACAAUUUAAACAUCACCAUCGACGAAGUAUGCGAAUGGCUAAUUAUUAUAUAUUAAAUAUUAUUAUUUUUAGAUUCUUAAUGUAGAAAGGAAUGUUUUGGUUUUAAUAUGAUCUGUGUUUUUUUUUUUCAAAAAUUUUAAAUUUUUUACCAUAAAUCAAAUAUAUAAACAAUUGAGCUUUUGUUAUAGCAUUUUGAAUCUUGUUGGUGAAUUGGGGAAGUAUUUAUUUUUUUAUAUAUAUUCCAAGCAGAUAAGAGAAUUAUUUCACAAUAAGAGAAAUUCGAAUAGGAAAAAAUAGAUAAAUUUACCGCAAUAGAAAUUUCAUUAUUUUCAAAUUUUUUUUUUUGGAAAUUUGGUUUAAAAUAAUCUUAAUGACCUGAAAUUUUCAAAAUAUACUUAUAUUGACAUUUUCUAGAUAUGAUAAAAAUGAUAAAAUUUUAAAUUAAAAAUUGAAAUUAAAAAUUUAGCAUAAAAAAUACUCGACAAUUCUACUCAACAUUCAUCAUCAUGUUUAAUUAGUGGUAAAAAAAAAAGGGUGAGCGUAAUGUAGUAAUAUUUUUUUAUUUAUAAGCUUAUAGAAUUUAUAGUUCAAAUUUUAAUGGAAAUCGUAAAAUAACGGCAUUUCAAAACAUGUUUAACCGAACAUCACUCAGAAUCGUAUUUCGUCAGCAAUGAUUUAUCGUAACAUAAAAAUAUAAAUUAUCUUUUUGUAUCCUACCUUCUCAACGUCUCACCUACAAAAAUUUCACUACCAUCAGCAGAAUUAGCUCUUUUCUUUUUAUUAAACGUUUUUAGUAACUAUUCAUACAUCUUGCAUUGAGGUUUGCUUUUUUUAGUUACAACAAUACACCGGUCUCCGGAAUACUACCGACUACGACGAUAUGCGAAUGAAAGAGUUACAGAAAAAAGGACUGAUUAUGUACGAAAAUACAGCCAUCACCGAAGAAUACGUGAUUUAUAAAAUCGACGUUCUGACAAAGUCAAUCGAGGAACUCGAACAGCUCGAAAAAUAUAUAAUCGACGAGGAAAAAGUAAUAAUGUAUAAAUAUUUUUCUUCUUCAAUUUUUUUUUUUUACAUUUUGGAAAAAUUCUCAAGCGUAAACAUGCUAUGUAUGAUGUUUACUUUAUCAUAUAAUGGGUAACAUAUCAGUGUCAAAAAAAGCCAAAUUCGAAAAUUCUAUAAUUCGAUUGUGAAAACAUUUUUGCGGUGGACAACUUUAAUCUUUCCGUAUUUAUAUAUUUUUCAUUAACAAUAAUUUUAUCUGUGACAUAGCGUUCCCUUUUUAAUAUUGCUAAUCAAUCAUUUUUUAUAAGUAUAUAUAUUUUUGAAACUAAAAUUACCGAACGUUUACAAAUCGAUAAAUUCAAUCGCAUUAAAGGUGGCGAAAUAAUAAGCAAGCUGUGAAACAAAACAAUUUAUUUUCAGCGUGCCGUGCAAUAUUGGUUGUUUUAUUAUAAAUUCGGAAAGGGUAGAGUUAUCCCGCGUAAAAGGUUUUUGUAAAUAUUUUAGUUUAAACAACGUUUACAUAAAAUCUACUUGCGAUAAGGACGCGGGACUAAUAUUGUACAAAAACUACACACAUAAUUUGAUUACUUUUGAACUGAUCAAUUUCCAAUUUUUCAUUUCAUAAAAUCCGCUUAUAUACCAGACUUUAAUACGUCCGUAUUCCAUUUUUUUAAAAGGACCACUACACAUUGAUUUCUCGGUGUGUCGCAAGAGUAAUCGGCAACAAAUACAUUUUGCACUUCAACUAUUGUGACUGUUUGGCUAUGUUCAAGGAAAAAGUUUCAAUUAUAUAUUUUACAAAGAAGAGUACUAUGCUUUAGCCUAAUGAUAUUUUUAUAAUUUUUAUUUGUUAAUAAGUUAUUAAUGAUUAAAAUAGGAAAAAAUUUAGUUAUAUUAAAACACGCAUUUUAAAUUCUGAGCGGAGUGUGGAAUGUACUGGUUUUACAAUGGUGUUUAAAUUUUUAUUAUUAUUUUUUUUUUUUGUGAACAACUUUUCCAUCAGAAAUUUUGCUCCAAUUUUCAUGUGUAGCACUUUUUAAAAAAAAAAUUCUACUGAGGUGGUCUUCUAAAGAAGCAAUUUUUUGAUUUUCUUACCUAUAGAUAUACAUUAGAUUUCCCUCUAUAUUCUACCUUCCCGAUUUCUCUACAACAGUGGCCCACUCACCAUGUGAAAUAUUUGUUAUUAAAUAUUGUGUUAUUGACAUUUUUUUUUCUAAAAUGUUUACCUAAAUUUCAUUGGUCUGCUACGCACAUGUUAUUCGUCUACUUCCAAUGAUAUAAAUGACAGAAGGACAUCUGAAAAAAAAUGUGCAACAUGUUCAUUGCGUUUGAUUUGUAUUCACUUUUACGACCUAAAACAUUUUUAAAACGAUUAUAUGGAAUAUGUAUUUUAGAGAUUUGAAAACGAGUACAGCUCGAAACAAACGUAAAUCUAUUUUUUGUUUUCUGGCUAAUCAGUUUCGGUACAGCGGUUAAAUGUACUUUACACGUUGGUUAUAUUAUUAUAAUAAUAUAAUUAUAUCAGUUUUCUUUACUAAACCAUUCAUUAAACACAUAUUUUAAUGUUCUUUUUCAGAGAUUAAAAGAUCUUUCCGACGAUUCAUUGCAAAAAAAAAUAAAAUCGGUUUUGGAAAAAAUACAGACUACGAAGAGGUUUAUUGGUAAACAUGUAGAUCAUCUUAGAGAAGUGGAUGAUGUCUUAAAGGGUCUUGGAAAAAACCUGAUGAACACAUUGAAAGUUUCUAACUGGGUAUUGCCUUCACAUAAAGCGAAAUAA
This is a messenger RNA of Cinara cedri, 4537 nucleotides long. NCBI's taxonomy places the organism in Eukaryota, Metazoa, Arthropoda, Insecta, Hemiptera, Aphididae. The record is from the annotation of a GenBank genome assembly.